AAAAAAGCUCCUCCACUGUUGUUUUCUGCAAAGACCAUUCUUAAGAGCUCGUUGGACAGCUCGGGACUCUUGAAGUGAUAGCUAAUUGGUGAAAGAAAGGCCCUGAUUGUCUUGAGGGAGCUGGAAAGUGCUGCGUGUGCUGUUGAAAGGGACUACGGAGAAGGUGCCUGGUUUCGCUGAGCAGCUGCUGCUGGAGAUGUUUGGAGAUUACAUCAGCAUUGGAAAAAAGGGGCAAAAAAAAAAAUCCAACUUCACAGAGACGGAGUUUAUGGAGGGUUUUUUCCCUCUUCCAAAGGUCUUCUGACAAUACUGUCAUUGUCAAUAUAAAAGUUGUUAAUUCUUUAUGAAUAGCACAUGGGGCCUCUUGACUAAAUAAUACGUUACAUGUCCCAAAUCUGUCAGCUGGACUCUUCUCUCACAUGCUAGUGAGAUCACUUUGAUUGGAAUGUUAGAGGAAUUGCUGGGCUGGCCAUUCAGAACUGAAUGCUGCAUGAUAUAAUUAGAUCUCCUAAAGUAUUUUUUUCACAUUACCUCAUUAUUCUAGCUUAAAUAUGGAAUCAGUCCUUUUGAUGUUUUUGCUGGUAGUAAUUAUAUUAAUACGAUUCAUUCUGUGGUCCUGUCUUAGUGCUUAUAUAGAUUCUAAAUUGUCCCGAAGGUUUCCUGACAUAAGAAAAGAAGACUGAGGGACUUCAAAAGCCUCGUUCAGAUUUGAAUGGACAAUGGGGAGAGCUGGAUAAGGUAAAUGCAGCUAGAGCAGCUUUUACCUUGGGAUCUGAUGAGAGAGAAAUGACCUGUKGAGACUGCAGCCAAGUGAAGAUUCUGCAGAGAGCAUUGUGCUGACAGAGGGGAAGGAAUGACAACUGAUUGAGUCAAAUGACUUCCUAUCCAACUUGGGCAUGAAUUUGCCUCUGGGAACAGACUUGUGGACUUCUGCCAGUUUUAUGAUAUGGACCAGCUGGAAGGAGCCCUUWUGCUGGGCAGUCCAAGAGCCCUCAUUGUCCACGUGUCAUGCCRUGGGCUGGCAGCAGUGGGUUCUUACCUGGAUGGCUGAUUUGUUACCAAAUUCCUCAUGGUUCCUUCCAGUCAGUCACAUCUGAAACUGACUGAAUGGUUUUAGCUGGCCACAACCUGCCAAAUAUUCACACUUCUUAGCAAGUGAUAUAUCUGUAUGCACACGGUGGAUACCACUGGAAUAACCUAUUCCACGAAAAACAGAUUUGUGUCUCAGAGAUUGUCUGAUGGACUCUGGAUGUGCUUCAGCACCAACAAGGGAUGGGGUGACAACAUGAGUGAGUUUUGACAUCAAAACCCUGCAAUGGGCCUUCAUGUCUGGCCUUAAACACCCUACUGGGGCACUGGAGGAUUUGACUACUUGCCCAAGGACAAAAUGACUUGGGAUUUCUUACCUGGGCAAAGGAAAUAAAUUUUUCAAAGUGAACUGUCCAUUUUUGAAUAGAUGUUACAUUAAGUCAAACAUCCUCAAUGUUACUGCAACUCAGUGUAACACUAGCUUUUAUGAACUGAMUUUUUCUGCAGUAAAGAUAGAAAAACUGUGUUACCUUGCCUGAGAAAUGCACUAUCCUUGGCCCAGUCACUCUUUUUAAAUAAAGAAAAAAGUCCUUUUCUUUUUGGUUUGAUAAUUUUCUAUCUCAUGUAAAGGUGAAGGUUACCACUUCAUACACAUUUUUUCAUAUCUCUUGAUAGGUGACAUGAUUAUAUUGGAGUUUGCUAUGUAAAAUCCUGCAGUAUUCCCAUACAGAGUUUCUGACCCAUUCAUGACUCACACACUCCUUCAAGCUUUUCAUUAGUAACUGCUCAUCAGGCUUUAUCAUUUUGUCUUUUAAAGCCUCCUAAAACUCAGACAUGAGAGCUGGUAUAUACUUAGGCAGUGGAAUGGGGAAAAAUGYCAGGUCAAUUGAUUUCAGCCUCUGAUUUUAUUUAUGGGGGAUGACCAAUCUAUAAAACAGCCUGUAAUGCUUGAAGGUGCAUGUCAUGGAUUUGAAAUCCUGYCAGAUGACAAUAAAUUAUGAGUAGAUGUAACUAACUCCUUGUCUGUUUCUGUG
Molecule: messenger RNA, 2063 nt
Organism: Malurus melanocephalus (red-backed fairy wren)
Lineage: Eukaryota; Metazoa; Chordata; Aves; Passeriformes; Maluridae
Gene: SMIM38
Product: small integral membrane protein 38
Exons: 1
Coding region: 552-683 (43 amino acids)
Source: RefSeq, a predicted model, not a curated record